AUGUCGAACAAGCAGGGGAAAAUGAUCAACUGGCGGAUGCGCGUCAUUCUCAAUGACAGCCGCCACAUGACCGGCCAGAUGCUUGCCUUUGACAAGCAUAUGAACCUCGUCCUCGCCGACACCGAGGAGUUUCGACGCGUUAAGCGCAGACAGACCAAGCCGGCCGCCGCGCCUGGUGGAAAGCCCACCGUCCAGGUCGUCGAGACCGAUGAAAAACGAACUCUGGGUCUGAUCAUCGUCCGCGGUGCCCAGAUUGUGUCCGUCUCUGCCGAGUCGCCUCCCCCUGCCGACCCCAGCGCCAGGCUCGGGAAAAGCGCUCCGGGUGGAAUCGCCUCUACGCUCACUGCCGGUCCUGGCGUGGCCAAACCCGCUGGACGAGGAGCUCCGCCUCCUUCUUUGGCCGGGCCUGCUGCCGGUGUUGGUGGUGGUGCCAUGCCCCCCGGCUUCCCCAACUUUCCAGGGUCUUCCGUUUUUACGCGAGGAGGUCCUCCCCCUGGCUACCCCGGAACCUGGCCUCCUCCUGGUGCUCCUCCUGGCGGUGCUCCCGGCUUCAACCCACCUCCUCGACGCUAA
This is a messenger RNA of Hirsutella rhossiliensis, 573 nucleotides long. RefSeq names its product LSM domain-containing protein. The record is from RefSeq and is a predicted model, not a curated record. The coding region runs from base 1 to 573 and encodes 190 amino acids. The transcript is spliced from 6 exons. Gene Ontology annotation, molecular function: RNA binding. Gene Ontology annotation, biological process: mRNA splicing, via spliceosome. Lineage: Eukaryota; Fungi; Ascomycota; Sordariomycetes; Hypocreales; Ophiocordycipitaceae. Gene Ontology annotation, cellular component: U1 snRNP; catalytic step 2 spliceosome; U2 snRNP.